Messenger RNA from Astrephomene gubernaculifera, 804 nucleotides. NCBI's taxonomy places the organism in Eukaryota, Viridiplantae, Chlorophyta, Chlorophyceae, Chlamydomonadales, Astrephomenaceae. The record is from the annotation of a GenBank genome assembly.
CUUUUGCAAUCAAUGCAUUCCCACCUACCGUAUUGAGUAUAUCGCUUGAGUGACAGCCGAGUGCGCCUCCUGCGAAACUCCACGGCAGGCAACAAUGAAGCCGGAGGACGACAGCGGCAGCACAUUACUGUUCACGGCACAGCCACCAACACAAGACGCCCUGGCUUUCCUCCUGGAGGACAAGAUGUUUGACAUUGUCGGAUGCAUAUCAACGCGGCUGCUGGGUCCUGCCAAGUAUGUGUUGCACAAGAGCACGUUGGAAAAAAAGUUCAGCGAUCCAGACGAGCAGGCGCGUGUUGCACCCCUGCUAAGCAAGCUCAACUUGGCGGAUAUCAAGCCGAGCGACCUGGGCAAGGUGCUGGACGCCGGUUACUACAAGCGCAACUGCACGUCCCACGCUAACGACGCGGAGCUUGAGCGGCAAGUCAAGAAGUUCAUCGGCAUAGGAGGUGUCGCCAUGCUGCAGAACGAGUUUCCGAUUGAGUGCGCGCUGCUCCAGGCCUUCGAUGACAUCAAGGGCCAGUUCUUGUAGCCAGGCGCUGGACGCAUGAAUGUGGCUGAGCGGUGAAGGUGGGGCGGAGUUUCUUGCUGUGGGAUAGGCGAGCUGGCUUUCACGGGGGGUGGCUAUGUGGCUGUUCGUAAAUCCUGGUUUGAAGGCAAGUAAAUUGAAGGUUGUGAUGGAGGGGAGAGGGUAAAGCGCAAUACGACGGCACACUUACGGUUGCAUGGUUAUCGUUUGGGGAGGAGGAGGAGCGGGGCGGAGCUAGGGAUGCGGUUGCAGCUUGCAGCUACAGUGGUUGGGGC